Nematolebias whitei (Rio pearlfish) is the source of this 1209-nucleotide messenger RNA. It is a transcript of the gene ctsz, whose product is annotated as cathepsin Z. NCBI's taxonomy places the organism in Eukaryota, Metazoa, Chordata, Actinopteri, Cyprinodontiformes, Rivulidae. Gene Ontology annotation, cellular component: lysosome. The transcript has 6 exons. The coding region runs from base 46 to 957 and encodes 303 amino acids. The record is from RefSeq and is a predicted model, not a curated record. Gene Ontology annotation, molecular function: cysteine-type endopeptidase activity.
AGAUGCAGCGCGUGGCUCCGUUCAGCCGCUGGAAGCUCCUCGGAGAUGGCUCGGUCCGCCGCAGCUCUGGUUCUGGUUUCGGUCGUGUUGUCCGGCGUGUCUGCCGGAGUGUUUUUCAACAAGAAGCUGCCGUGUUAUGUCGGCACACCGAGGACACACGGCGUCGGUUUGAGGACAACUCCUCGACCUCAUGAGUUCUUAAACAUCUCCGAUCUGCCCAAGUCGUGGGACUGGAGGAACAUCAAUGGAACCAACUACGUGAGCACGACACGCAACCAGCACAUUCCCCAGUACUGUGGCUCCUGCUGGGCUCAUGGCAGCACCAGCGCCAUGGCAGAUCGGAUCAACAUUAAGCGUAACGGAGCGUGGCCCUCUGCCUACCUCUCCGUCCAGCACGUGAUCGACUGCGGAGACGCCGGUUCGUGCCACGGUGGGGAUCACAGCGGCGUUUGGGAGUACGCCAACAAACACGGCAUCCCGGAUGAGACCUGCAAUAACUAUCAGGCCAAAGACCAGGCGUGUAAGCCCUUCAAUCAGUGCGGCACUUGCACCACUUUUGACGUGUGCAACAUUGUGAAGAACUUCACGCUGUGGAAGGUGGGAGAUUUUGGAGCCGUCAGCGGGAGAGAGAAAAUGAUGGCAGAGAUUUACGCCAAUGGACCAAUCAGCUGUGGGAUAAUGGCCACAGACCAGCUGGAUGCAUACGCAGGAGGUGUGUACUCUGAAUACCAGGAGGAAGCUUUCAUCAACCACAUCGUGUCUGUGGCUGGAUGGGGGGUGGAGGACGGUGUGGAGUACUGGGUUGUCCGCAACUCCUGGGGAGAGCCAUGGGGUGAGAGGGGCUGGCUCAGGAUCGUGACGAGCGCCUACAAAGGAGGAAGUGGCAGCAAGUACAACCUGGCGGUGGAGGAGGACUGUAUGUACGGAGACCCCAUCAUCCCUAAAGAGCACCGUUAGACAAUAAAUCGGGUUUAAGGUUGAGUCGGGUCAGAAAGAAUUCUUCAGUCUGACUGAAGAAUUCUUUUGGAAAAGAGACAAAACGUUUCAACAAAGGAGGAUCUGACUCAACCAUGUUACGUUUAUCAACCUGGAUUGUUUUCAUCAGGACAAUUUUCUGUCCCGUCUUCCAAUAAGAGCAAUGAAUGGUAGCUUUUUAUAAUCAGUUUUAAAGGGAAUUAUCUUUUAAUUUUAUGCAAAGAGGCAGGCUGU